GACACCAUUCCCUUAAUAUUUGAUAUUUUCUUCUUCCUCAGUUGGAUUUUAUUUUUCCGUUUUCUUUGUCUCUGUCUUAACUCCAACAAACGCAGGUGCCUCAAUUGAUCUUCCUUACUCUGUAUCAAGCAACCCAUCUCGACAUCAAAAUUGUCUCUUUCCUUUCAUUUCUUUACCGAUCUGUCCUCCUACUUUUUUGGUGAUUGAAUCUUAUUCUGUUUUUGCGACGGCGUGACUGAGGACGAGCGUUUCUCGAACUCCGGCGUGGUUAUCAACUGAACUUUAGUCUAGCCCACUAAUCUGUAGUCAAGCCCAUUAAUCCAUCCGUAAUCUUCAUCGAGAACUACCUGGACGGCAUAUCUGUCUAGUUUGGUGUGCUAAGCGACAGAAUGUGUGUGAAAUUGACGAUGAAAAAACCCUGACUCUGUUUCCUGUUAUUUCAUAACUCAUGAGACCUGGACUUCAUAUUUUUCUUGUAUUUGAAGGUAAUUGAAGAUGUUAGAGCAGUUACUCAUAUUUACAAGAGGAGGAUUGAUCCUCUGGACUUAUAAAGAGCUUGGGAAUGCUCUUAAAGGAUCACCAAUUGAUACCUUGAUCCGAUCUUGUCUUUUGGAGGAACGAUCUGGUGCUGCAUCAUAUAAUUAUGAUGCUCCAGGUGUAGCUUAUACCCUCAAAUGGACCUUCCAUAAUGAGCUUGGGCUUGUGUUUGUGGCUGUUUAUCAAAGGAUCCUUCAUCUGUUGUACGUGGAAGAUCUUCUAGCUAUGGUGAAGCAUGGGUUUUCAGGGAUUUAUGAUUCAAAAAGGACAGUGUAUCAUGAUUUUGAUGAAACUUUCAGACAGUUAAAAAUGGAAGCUGAGGCUCGGGCUGAGGAUUUGAAGAAAUCAAAUCACAUUGGCAGGGCUUUACUUAACAGCAAGAAGCAAGGUCUGGGACGGAAGAAUGGGCCUGAAGGAGGAAAUAACAAAAAGAGUGAAGGUGCUUUGAAAAGUGAUAAUGGAGAUGGUGAUAAUAACAAAGGCCAUAAGAUGGAGAAUGAGAACUCCAAUGACCAUAUUGUUGCUAGUAAAGAAUCUAACUUGGAUAGCAGUACUAACGGUAAGGAGAAUGCAUGCUCUAAUCUGGGAGCUUUUGAUGUAAAUAGGCUUCAGAAGCUUAGGGUGAAAGGAGGAAAGAAGACAGAUACUGUUACCAAAGCCUCAAAGGUAGAGCCAAAGAAAAAAAUGACGAAGAAAAAUAGAGUGUGGGACGAAUCACCUCCUGAAACAAAACUGGACUUCACUGAUCACGUGGGUGAGAAUGGGGAAAGUAACAUAGAUGUUGUGGCUGCUGAUCAAGGUGAAAGUAUGAUGGACAAAGAAGAGAUUCUUAGUAGUGAAAGUGAGGAAGAAGAUGGUGACGUGGAGAUGAACAGCAAACCUGAUGCUAAAAAGAAGGGUUGGUUUUCAUCCAUGUCCCAGAGUAUUGCAGGAAAGGCUAACUUGGAGAAGUCAGACCUGGAACCAGCUUUGAAAGCUCUGAAGGAUAGGCUCAUGACCAAGAAUGUGGCUGAGGAGAUAGCUGAGAAACUAUGUGAAUCAGUGGCAGCAAGUCUUGAAGGCAAAAAGCUAGCUUCCUUUACAAGGAUAUCUUCAACAGUGCAUGCUGCAAUGGAAGAAGCACUUGUUCGAAUUUUGACUCCUAAGCGCUCUAUUGACAUACUAAGGGAUGUGCAUGCUGCCAAGGAGCAAAGGAAACCAUAUGUUGUUGUAUUUGUUGGUGUUAAUGGAGUAGGAAAAUCCACUAAUCUAGCCAAGGUUGCUUACUGGCUUCUGCAGCAUAACAUUAGUGUUGUGAUGGCUGCUUGUGACACAUUUCGAUCUGGUGCUGUUGAGCAGCUGCGGACUCAUGCACGUAGACUUCAGAUCCCUAUAUUUGAGAAGGGCUAUGAGAAAGAUCCUGCCAUUGUGGCUAAAGAAGCGAUUCAGGAAGCUUCUUGCAAUGGCUCAGAUGUGGUUCUUGUUGAUACUGCUGGUCGUAUGCAGGAUAACGAACCACUGAUGAGAGCAUUGUCAAAGCUUAUAUACUUGAACAAUCCAGACUUGGUCUUAUUUGUUGGAGAAGCUUUGGUUGGAAAUGACGCAGUUGAUCAGCUUUCAAAGUUCAAUCAGAAAUUAGCUGACCUCUCAACAGCCGCUAAUCCCAGAUUAAUUGAUGGGAUUUUGCUCACUAAGUUUGACACCAUUGAUGACAAGGUGGGAGCUGCACUUUCAAUGGUUUACAUAUCAGGAGCUCCCGUGAUGUUUGUUGGCUGCGGACAGUCCUACACCGACCUCAAGAAACUCAAUGUUAAAUCAAUAGUGAAAACUCUCCUCAAAUGAUGAUGCGGGUUUGGAUUUUGUUUGGAAUAAUGUUCAUCGGUCAUGAAUGUUUCUGUAUUUGUUCCUCUACUCAUAUUUGUCCCCCGUCCGUCCCCCACUUAUGGGCAAAUUGGGGCUGUGACCUGGAGGCUAUCUGGUUUGUUUAUUUAAAUUAUUGUAAAAGUC
Prosopis cineraria is the source of this 2523-nucleotide messenger RNA. RefSeq lists its product as uncharacterized. The transcript has 10 exons. Gene Ontology annotation, biological process: SRP-dependent cotranslational protein targeting to membrane. Gene Ontology annotation, molecular function: GTP binding; ATP hydrolysis activity; GTPase activity. NCBI's taxonomy places the organism in Eukaryota, Viridiplantae, Streptophyta, Magnoliopsida, Fabales, Fabaceae. The record is from RefSeq and is a predicted model, not a curated record. Bases 496 to 2358 code for a protein of 620 amino acids. Gene Ontology annotation, cellular component: signal recognition particle receptor complex; endoplasmic reticulum membrane.